Molecule: messenger RNA, 3381 nt
Organism: Condylura cristata (star-nosed mole)
Lineage: Eukaryota; Metazoa; Chordata; Mammalia; Eulipotyphla; Talpidae
Gene: SLC9C2
Product: solute carrier family 9, member C2 (putative)
Exons: 26
Coding region: 1-3381 (1126 amino acids)
Biological process (GO): proton transmembrane transport
Cellular component (GO): membrane
Molecular function (GO): sodium:proton antiporter activity; monoatomic ion channel activity
Source: RefSeq, a predicted model, not a curated record
AUGGCAAAAGUGAAUUACUCUAUCUUGGUUCAAAAAGAAGGGAACAAACCUGACUUACUCUGUGGAAGGUCAGCUGACUAUAUUGUUUUGAGGAACCAUUUCCCAUUGCUUGUGUGUUUCAUUAUUGUUUUGGGAGGAUUUCUGAGGUCAUGUUUAAAGAAUUCCGAUGUCAUUGUCUUGAUAGUUCUUUCUCUAUCAGGAUAUUUCAUAGGACUACUGGCCUACAAUUCAGUUGAGGUGCACCAAGUAGUUUACCCGCUUUUGAAAACACCAAGUUAUUCACUUUUUUGUUAUUUUGCACCUUUAAUUAUAUUUAUGGCUGCUUUGGAUGUGGACUUUUAUAUACUCAAGAAUGUGCUUUGGCAGGUCCUGUUAACAGGAUUAAUUAGCUUUUCUACAGCCUUCCUCAUAAUUGGAUACAUCGUUCUGAAAUACAAUAAAGAUUCAUGGGAUUUACAGUCUUGCCUACUCUUUAGCAUGACCCUUUCUAUUACAGACCCUGUGUAUUCUGUGAAUUCACUGAAACGUUUUGGCGUUUCCAAAUUGUACACUGAUAUCAUUAGAGGAGAAUCAAUGAUCAUUUGUGGUUUCACAACCAUUUUUUUUGGAAAUUUUCGGACUAACUUAGUAAGCCCUUCCACCUAUAAGGAGUUUCACAUAAUCAUGGGUCUCAGCUUGGACAUUGUAGGAAGUAUAAUGUGUGGAUACUGGUGUGCAAGAAUCAUUCAGUUUAUAUUGACUGACCUUUUCAGCAACACACUGACAAACAUCGUUCUUUGCAUUUCCAUGGUGUACAUGACUUUCUACUUAGUGGAGUUUUUUGGCAUGUCGGGCAUUGUGACUUUAGCCACCGUAGGACUGAAUUUAGAUUCCUUAAGCUUUAAAGCAAGGAACGAGGUCAUAAUUAAAAAGUUCCUAAUGAUGUUUUCAUCUAUAUACGAACAUUUAAUAUAUACCUUCUUUGGCAUUGUAAUUGGGUGUGGAGACAACAUGUAUUUAGGAUUUCACACUAUAGUUUUCUUAAUUAUCUUAUUUGCAGCAGUGAAUCUUGUAAGGUUGUGUACUGUUGUGUUAGUGAGCCCUAUUCUGAUGCAUUCCAGUUAUGCAUACAAUUGGAAAUGGGCAAUUAUUAUAGCAUGGUCUGGAAUUAAAGGAAGUUUUAGCUUACUCUUGGCUCCUGAUGUUUAUAACUUGUCUGGACAAAGAAUGGAGUCACCACAAAAGUGUUUAUUUUAUGUACAAGUAAUAUCAUUAAUGACUAUGGUGAUAAACUCAUACUUGAUGACUCAUUCAGCCAGGACAUUAGGUGUGUGCGUUAUUGACUUCCCAAGACAAAUGGCCUUGCGAAAUGCCAUUAUGCACAUACAGGAGAUAAUACAAAAUACAAUAAACUUAUCUAAAGCAGAAAAAAUUUUGACAAAUGUUAAUUGGACAUUGGUAGAAGAAAAAACGAGGAUUGAGUCCAUCAUUCCUCUUUCCCAUGUUUCACCUAGUAAUGAAAAAGAGGAGGAGUCUCCAACAGAUGAAGAUUUAAUAGAAGAAGCCAGAUUGCAUGUUGCUAUGAUACAAAUGAGUAGCUUUGAAAAACAAUGCAAUGAUGGAUUCCUCAGCGUAGAAGCAGCCCGGAUAUUAAUUGGUGCAGCCAAAAGCUAUUGCUCCAUCCAAGGAAAAUUCAUGAGUAUUUAUGAUGUUUCAACUUAUGUAAAAGCUAGAAGCUGGCUUAUGAAGUUUAAAAAAGUUUUAUCUAUAUUAGAACAUCAUAAAAAUAAGGCACCUUCUACUCUUCCUACGAAUAAUAAAUUUAUGACUCUUGCAAAUUACAUUGUAUAUUCAGAUGAAUUUGAAUAUGCAGGAUAUAUUGUGGCAUUAACAUACAUUUAUCCUUUGAUAGUACAUCUAUCUCCAAUGACAAGAGAGUUAAAUGUGACAGCACUGCUGUUUGUAAACUACUAUUUUGUAUCUUUGUAUGUUUUAGAGUCAGCAUUGAAGAUAAUAACUUUUAAAAGGAAAUAUUUUUAUGACCAUUGGAAUACUUUGGAAUUUGUUAUCUUGGUUAUUGGAAUUGUUGAUAUCGUUUGUAUAUACGUUGUCAGACUGAGACCAGACAACUUGACUCUUAUCCAGAUUACAAUUAUAAUAGGAUAUUGCCGAAUAAUUAGGCUUACUCCUCUCAUCAAGAUAAUGAUACCACUACUGAUAAAUAUUGUGGAUGUGCAGAUCAAAAAGCGCCUUAGCUUAAUGUAUAGUAUUACAAAAGGUUAUGUCAAAAGUCAAGAUGAUACCAAAUUUUUAAUAAAACAGAUUUCUAGCCGAGAAUCAAUAUAUCAGAAAUUGUUUGACAUUUUGGAAACCAACAAACGAGAUGCUGUCAAAGAAUUAGGACUUAUAGAACAUGAAUGUCGUGAUGUUGUCAUUGCUUUGAAGACUAAGCAGGCUAUCCAGAAUGUGAUUGCUAAAGCUCUGAAGAACCUCACCUUCCUUUGGUCAAGAGGCAUCAUUGAUAAACACGAAGGCAUAGAAAUUAAUAAGGUACUUCUUUUAAAAAUAAAGGCACUUAAUAACUUUCCAAUGUCCAUUCCACUCCCCACUCCUGAGAAAUAUCUUCAUAAUAUUGUUUGGCUGGAAAAUAAAGAUGUUCUUAUUGAAUUCUUCAAGGAAAGAGCUAAACUUGCCUAUUUUGAUUAUGGAGAUAUCAUUUGUAAAGAAGGUGAAAUGCCACAAGGGAUCUACUUAAUUAUUUCGGGGAUGGCAAUUUUGCACAGUCCACUUCCUACCUUUGGAGUAAACCUUGGUUUAAGGCCUGAUACGGAGUCCAAAACCAUAUUUACAGAAUACUGUACCAGUGGAGACAUAAUUGGAGAGUUGAGCUGUCUGCUUAAGCAUGAAAUAGAAUAUACUGCCAUCUGUGAAACUACUUUACAGGCCUGCUUUAUCUCUCUGGAGGACUUAUAUGAAGGCUUUGAUGUCUUCUGGCCAUCCCUGGAAUAUAAAAUAUGGCUAAAGCUUGCUCUCAGUAUUGCCUAUCAGUAUUUUGAGUCAAGUCUCAUUGAUGAAGAUUUAAAUUUCCAGAAAUGUGUGACGCUCAGUCUUGCAUAUGUGGAGACUUUGUCAAGCUAUAAUGAAAUGACUGUUGACGAUAGGACCAUGAAGUUUAUUAUCAUUGUGUAUGGCAGUGUGAUUGAUACAAAGACAGAGGCACCCUAUUUUGCACCUUGCAUUUUACCUAAAACUUGUGAACAGGUUCAGGGAACUUCAGAUUUAAGCAAGCUGCUGGUUAUCCGAACAUCUGAGCCUUCCGCAAAUAAUACGGAAUCAAAUGUCAUGGCCUCAGUUAAUUCAACUCUUCGAAUGACCAAGAAAGAAUAUGGCUGGAAAAGAUAA